This is a messenger RNA of Arachis stenosperma, 2699 nucleotides long. RefSeq lists its product as uncharacterized. Bases 66 to 2561 code for a protein of 831 amino acids. The transcript is spliced from 11 exons. Gene Ontology annotation, molecular function: rRNA (guanine) methyltransferase activity; rRNA (uridine-2'-O-ribose)-methyltransferase activity. Gene Ontology annotation, biological process: maturation of 5.8S rRNA from tricistronic rRNA transcript (SSU-rRNA, 5.8S rRNA, LSU-rRNA); rRNA methylation; maturation of LSU-rRNA from tricistronic rRNA transcript (SSU-rRNA, 5.8S rRNA, LSU-rRNA). Gene Ontology annotation, cellular component: nucleus; preribosome, large subunit precursor; nucleolus. The record is from RefSeq and is a predicted model, not a curated record. Lineage: Eukaryota; Viridiplantae; Streptophyta; Magnoliopsida; Fabales; Fabaceae.
CAUUUCCUUCUGGGCGAUCCCAAAACCCUAACCAAAACCCUUGGAAGCUCAGUGAAGCAGCAACAAUGGGGAAAGCGAAAGCCAAGGGGAAGCACCGUUUGGAUCAGUAUUACCACUUAGCAAAAGACCACGGUUACCGUUCCCGUGCUUCAUGGAAGUUGAUCCAACUCAACUCCAAGUACAACUUCCUCGAAUCUGCCUCCGCCGUCCUCGACCUCUGCGCCGCCCCCGGAGGAUGGAUGCAGGUCGCCGUCAAGCACGUCCCCGUUGGCCACCUCGUCAUCGGCGUCGACCUUGCGCCAAUCGCCCCCAUCCGUGGCGCCAUCGCCAUCCAGGAGGAUAUCACCAGGCCCGAGUGUAAGAGCCGCGUCAAGAAGCUCAUGACCGACUACGGUUGCACCGCAUUCGACGUCAUACUCCACGACGGUUCUCCAAAUAUCGGAGGCGCUUGGGCGCAGGAAGCCAUGUCCCAGAAUGCCCUUGUCAUCGAUGCCGUUAAGCUCGCAACUCAGUUCUUGGCACCCAAGGGCACUUUCGUCACCAAGGUUUUUAGGUCUCAGGAUUAUAGUUCGGUGCUAUUUUGCUUGAAGCAGUUGUUUGAGAAGGUUCAGGUGGAAAAGCCACCUGCUAGUCGUUCCGAGUCUGCUGAGAUUUUUGUUUUGGGGUUGAAGUACAAGGCACCUGCUAAGAUUGAUCCACGGCUUCUCGAUGUGAAGCAUCUCUUUCAGGGGUCCGUUGAACCACAGGCUAAGGUGGUGGAUGUACUUAGAGAAAAUAAGCAAAAGAGGCAUCGUGAUGGUUAUGAAGAUGGACUCUCAACUUUAAGGAAGGAGUCAUCAGCUGCUAAAUUCAUUUGGUCGGAUUCUCCUCUCGAUAUUCUUGGUUCAGUCACUUGCAUAACCUUUACCGAUCCAGCUGAUAAACCAAUCAUGGAUCAUGAAUUAACAACUGAAGAGGUGAAAUCUCUGUGCGAUGAUUUGAGGGUUUUGGGGAAGCAAGACUUCAAGCAUCUUCUAAAGUGGCGAAUUCACAUUAGAAAAGCUCUUGCACCCACUGAAAAGCCUGAUCCCACUACCAAAGCAGAAGCCAAGAAUGUUCCUGAGGUGGAUGAAGAUGAUAGAAUACUCAAUGAAAUGGAGGAGCUGACUUAUACAAUGGAUCGCAAAAAGAAACGUGAAAAGAAGCUCCUUUCAAAAAGAAGAGCCAAGGACAAGGCACGAAAGGCAACAGGGAUGCAAAUGGAUGCAAUAGAAGAUGGUUAUGUUGAUCAAGAGUUGUUUUCUCUUUCAUCUAUGAAGGGUAAGAAGGAUCUUGUAGCUGUUGAUACCACUGAAUAUGAAGGGGCUGAGGAUGAAGCAGAAGACAGUGAAGAUGAAGCAACUCAUGGAGGUGCGGAGCAUUCUUCUGGCGACACAGAAGAUUCUGAUGAAGAACGUAAAAGAUAUGAUGAACAAAUGGAUGAUCUACUUGAACAAGCUUACGAGCGGUUUGUGGUAAAAAAGGGAGGGAGCACAAAGCAGUGGAAGCGUAGUAAGAAAUCUGCCGAUGUAGAGUCCCAACUUCUGGAGGAUGGUGAGGAUGAUGAUAUUGUUCAGUCCAAAUAUGAUUCCGAUGAAGAUCAGGGUGAUCAAGAAGCAAAUCCUUUGGUGGUUCCACUCAAUGAUGGGGCAGAGCCCACCCAAGAGGAAAUAAAAAAUAAAUGGUUUAGUCAGGACUUAUUUGCUGAAGCUGUAGAGGAGGGGGACUUCGGUAAAAAUGAUAGUGAAGAUGAAAUGGAUAUAGAUGGGCCUAAAGAGAGUGUGCCCUUAACAAAAAAAAAUAAAGAAAACAAAACAAAGGCUUCUGUGACCAAAGAUCCCCCACAAUCCCAACCAUCCAAGAAAAAGGAGGAUUUUGAGAUAGUUCCCGCACCAGCUACUGAUUCAAGUGAUGAUUCAUCUUCUGAUGAAUCAGAGGAAGAUGUUGAAACCAAAGCUGAGAUAUUGGCUUAUGCUAAGAAGAUGCUUAGGAAAAAGAAGCGGGAGGAAAUACUGGAUGAUGCAUAUAAUAAGUAUAUGUUUGAUGAUGAGGGAUUGCCUAAGUGGUUUCUAGAUGAGGAAAGGAGACACCGGCAACCAAUAAAGCCUAUCACCAAAGAGGAAAUUGCUGCAAUGAGAGCACAGUUUAAAGAAAUUGAUGCUCGGCCUGCAAAGAAGGUUGCGGAGGCCAAAGCUCGAAAGAAACGUGUUGCAAUGAGGAAGCUCGAGAAGGUACGGAAGAAGGCCAAUGCAAUAUCGGACCAGACAGAGAUAUCUGAUCGUUCAAAGAUGAAACAAAUCGAUAAACUAUAUAAGAAGGCUGUUCCGAAGAGACCUCAAAAAGAGUAUGUAGUUGCAAAGAAAGGUGUUCAAGUUAAGACUGGGAAAGGAAAAGUCCUUGUUGAUCGGAGAAUGAAGAAGGAUGCUAGGAAACGUGGAAUGGGAAAGGGAGGAAAAGGGGGUUCCAAGACGAAGGGCAAGGCUCCAAAGGGUAAGGGAUCUGCAAAGGCCCCUGCCAAGAAGGGAAGAAAGGGGAAUAAAUGAAAAAUUGGUUGAAAUGCAAUUUCUUGACUCGUGUCUCAGUUUUGUUACGAUCUUCACAUUGUUUGUCUUUUAGUUGCUGUUGUGGAAUGUGCAAUAGGUAUUAAUGUUUAUCGAGUAGAACAUUUUUUCUUUCCUGCC